GUUUUCUUGGAAAUUUGCAUUGCUUCAACUACCUUCAAAAACAGCAGCUCGCAUUUAACAGAGGGAUUUGACUCGUUUGGCCAGUAAAGAAUGUGAAAAGCGAACGAGCAUUGCAAUGCUAAACGCUUUGGCAGCAGACAGAGAGAAUGGUCAAAAUAUUCUUCUGUGGAUCUGGUGGCUCAGGCAAGACAACAUUAGCUGACUCCUUAAAGAAAAAGCAGAAAUUUAAUGAUUUCGUUCAUAUUUCUGAGGUAGCAAGAAAGUUAAUUGAAAAGAAGAAAAUAACCAGAAAAGCUAUUGAUAAUUAUGAUGUUACAGAAUUUCUGCAACUUCAGGAAGAUAUUCUAGUAGAACAGAGCAAAGCUGAGGAAGAGGCUGUCACUCAAAGUAAAGUUCUCUGUGAUCGCACUGUGCUGGAUUGUCUAGCGUAUGCUUUGUGGAAAACUGAAGAAACAUUUCAAAAUGCAAAGCUGGAUGAAAUAAUAGGAAAAUUCAAGGAACUGAUAGACAAGUCAGUAUCAAGGUACCAAAAUUCUUUACUCGUUCUUGUGUAUCCGUGGUCUCAAAGUGAAACAGCUGAUGAUGGAGUGCGACUUUCGAUGUCACAUAAACAGUGUUCUAGAUUUACAGAAAUUUUGGUUGAGCUUCUUAAAAGAUUUAAGAUUGGGUACCUAAAGCUAGAUGACUGUGAUUUUAAAAACCGACUGACUGUUCUUGAAAAUGCAGCACUCAAAGGUCAAAUACGAAGAGAAAGCUACAACUUGCAGCAUUACAUGGAGAUUUCCGACAAGAAGCUUAGAAAUGUUAAGAAAGCAGGCAAUACCAGCGCUCGAAAUGCCAAAGCAUCAAAUGACACGUGCAUUUCUUUCUACCUUGACAGUACUGAUGAGACAAAUUCUAUUAGAUCCGUGAAAAUUUGUGAAGACAAAGCAAGUCUCUAUUUCACAAAGCUUGGUGACAUGAAGGGAAGGAUUCUAUACUUCAUCAAUACAAACGAUUUAUUUUGUGUUGAGUUUGGUUUUAAAGUUCGAGCAGCAGAUGUCCAAAAGAUGUUACUUGGGAAUAUUUUUAUAAAUGGUGAGCAGUUUAGUUUUCUUGGUUGCAGCAGCUCAGGUCUCAAAGAAAGAAAAGCUUUCCUGCUGAAAGGGGACCCAAAAAACGCAGAGUCAACCUUAGGAAAAUAUGGAAAAUUUGAUGAAAUUCCAUCUGUUUCAAAAAGAUUGGCUCGAAUUGCUUUGCUCUUUAGCUCUGUACACAUGACUGAUAUCAAAAUUACAUCCAAGAUGAUCAUCAACUUAGAUGAUGUAUUUUCUACUAACAGAAAAUAUAAUUUUACAGAUGGGUGUGGUGGCAUCGGCUCAAAAUUAGCGAGAGCCAUUACCUCGCAAAUAUCUGAAAAAGAUAGAGUAAUUAACCCAAUACAGUAUUUGCCGUCAGUGUAUCAGAUUCGUCUCCAGGGUUACAAAGGCGUUGUUGCCCUAGAUACACAGAUAGAUGGAAACCAGCUUUCAGUGAGACCUUCAAUGAAAAAGUUUACUACAUCAGCACUGCCAAUGAUUGCGUUGUGUGGUUUUAGCCGACCAUACACAUACGGGCAUUUAAACAGACAAUUGAUCUUCUUAUUAUCUGCCCUUGGAGUACCAGAUGAAAUUUUCCUAACGCUUCAGAGAGAGCUGUUUGAGCUUAUUUCCGGGAUGCAUGUGAAUGCCGAGGCAGCAGUAGCAAUGCUUCAUUGGAUGGGAAAACCAGAUGUGGCCGAGAUGAUCAUGAGGCUAACCAAUGACGAGAAUUGCUCAGACAUAACAAGAAUUUUGCUGUAUCGCAAAGACGUACGCAAUACACUGGCAAAAAUACAGAGAGAGUAUUUCAUCAGAGAUGAGAAGGUAAAGAACGAUGGAAAAGUUAAAGAGAAGCUUCGAAUAAUGGUGAAGAAGUCAAGGAUGCUAUAUGGGGUGUGUGACCAAGUAAAUCAAUUGAAGUAUGGCCAGUGCUUUUUACGUAUAACAGUUAACAAUGUGGCAAAGACAAUAACCGGGAAGAUUGCAACAGGAAGAAUGCCCUGCUAUUUGCUUGGUGAUAUUCGUGUUCUGGAAGCUGUUGAUAUUCCCGAAUUAUCCCAUCUGGUUGACUGUAUUGUUUUUCCAACACAAGACAAAAGACCACAUGCUGAUGAGCAGGCAGGAGGGGACCUUGAUGGAGACAAGUUUUUUGUCACGUGGGACUGUCGGCUGAUACCUCCGAAAACAGUUCAAAGCCAUGAGUACCCUGCUGCUGAGAGCAAGCAUGAAGGCUUGGUUACACAGGCAAAAAUGAUUCGCUACUUUUCGACACAGAAUCAGGCGAUGAAGGUAACAGGGUUGCUGGCUAACUUGUUUGAGCAAUGGGCUGACACAAAGGGGCCCCAAUCAAACGAAUGUGCGUAUUUAGGACAGCUGUUUGGGAGAGCCAUAGACGCAACAAAGACUGGCGAAACUUUAAGGAUUCCUGAUAGUUUGCUAAAACCACCACAAUUGGAUGAGAAUGGGCCUAAGUUUGUAUGGCAGAAAAUGGCAGUUGAAGCUAGGGCUGUAAAAUCUAAGCAGGACAAGCCAGAGGAUUUACGAAAUGCACUCUCUUCGGAUGCCAUAUCGGAAGAAUAUGUCCUCUCAAUUCUAGAAGACCAAGAAACAAGCUUGACUGAAUACGAAAAGUUUGAUUUCCUGUGGCGCUUUGCAUUGAACACGUUCCCGAGUGAAAUAGAAGCAGCAGAGUUUAUAAAUAGGAAAUUUGUCACAAAAAUUAAUUUCACAUUGUUGACAUCAACUGAAAAGAUGCUUGCGAUUGAUGUUGGAGUUCUUCCCUCUUUUGUUGAAGAUCCGUUAACAAAAUCUACCAUUUUAAACAGAGGGGAUCUCGGGAACGUCGAUAUCUCGACAGCACGGUCUUCAUGGGGACUGAUUUACGAAACUGAACACAGCAGCUUUUCCCUCGAUGGAUUGAUAAGGAAAUUUCCAAAUUAUGAUGCAGUUCUUAUCUGCUUUCAAAUGCCCGAUGAAGUGACUAUUUGUCUGAAAAUAACGGAACGACUUUUGCCAGGUACAAAACAUGUUAUUGGAAUAGGAGCAUUUAGUGCCUUUUUCACAUCAAAGAGGUUUGGAUACAGAAAAAAGUUCCAGCCAACAUUCGAGCUUUUCUAUGACUUGGAAGACGAUCGACUACAGAUUUACAGAAAUGAGAAUUUAGCACAGAGCUUUUUAUGGUUGAAGUGCAGCAAAGUGCAGUCGAGAAACAAGCAAGGUGUCCAGAUCAUCGAUUUACUCACAGAAACUGAUAUUCAAGAUUGCAUCAGUGUUGAUUUAUCAAGCUUUGGCGGUAAUAUACUGAGACCGGCAGCAUCAAUUAGGCCUCAUCCAUUACUUCGAAAAGCCCCUGUAGCCUAUAUUGAGGUAUUUGCAUCAAGCAGUGGUCAUCCUGCAUAUCCUGAUGUUCUUGUAGGUAACGAAAUCGAGUAUGUCGAAGAGCAAGAGCUCGAAUGUCAGUUUGAUGAAGAACCAGAUGACAGGGACGUUUGCAGGCUUCUUCUUGAAAAAAUAGAAGCGAUUGAAAGUCAACAGGUUUCUGCAUCAACGCUAAGGGCAAGGCUGCUAGACGAAACAGUUGCCCACUGCAUUCCAUGGACUGGAAAUUUUUCAUCUGAAACGCAGUCUUCUUUAAAUACAUUUUUGCAGAAAAUUCUAUCAGCAAACACCUCAUGGAAAGCCCGAAUCCACAUUGCAGUUUGUGUUUGUAGACUUGGCCAUCAUAAAUUGGCCGAAAAUAUUCUUCUACAAGGGCCAUUCGAUCAAGUGCCUGAAUUGUCUACUGAUGGGCUGCUGGAAAUAAUGGAAGACUGGGCAGUAGUUUGGUAUAUACCACCACAGAUCGUUGUUGAAUGGGUUAAACUGCUAAUUUCAAUGGUUUUGUCAAAGCCCCAGGUUUCACAGCAAGAGAGCUAUCUUAUUAAUGUAGCAUGGAAUACGUUUGUUGAGUUUACAAAUGACGUCACACUAUGUAAGGAAACAUUUGAAAUGUCAAUUAUCGAUAAUCUUAAGUUAGAUUCAAUAAAGGAUGCUACUCAAGAAAGCCAUUUGCAGGUGUCGAUGUACCGUGCAAGUCAGCUGAAGAGUUUUGCUCAUCUUCCAGCAAGUGGGGACUACGUGAUUUUGAUUCGAGGAAAAGAUUGGAAAAAAGCGAAUAACACAAACGCCACAACUUCAAUAGCUCGGGUUAUAAGCUCUAUGCCUGCUCCAUUUUCUGUUAAAUUGGAAAUUUCUGACGAUUUCACUCCAGCUGUGCUUAUGCAGGAUGCAGGGCCAGCAUCUUCUGGUUGGAUGAUAAAUCUUUUGACUAAUGCAAACAUUACUUUAUACACAAGAGUCAUAAGAGCUUGCAGUUCAUUGCUUUCGUCUUCUGUGAGAAAACCACUCUUUCGUUUAAUAAUGGGAGAUGCAAGCCUUUCAUGUGGCAUUCAUUUUCAAGAUGUAGCACAAAAAGCAAAACAUGUUAACAAAAUCGAGGCAAUUGGACUUAAUACUGCCCAGAUAUCUUCUGUGAAUGCUGCUUUGAAAAGUCACCUUACACUAAUUCACGGACCACCUGGAACUGGAAAAACAAAAGUAGCUUGCGCCAUCUUGCAAGAGGCGGCAAAAACACGGUGUUGCGAGAUGGGAGUUCUAGCUUUGGCUGAGACAAAUACUGCUGUUGAUAAUAUGACCAGAAGACUCGCGCAGCUUGGCUUGGAUAUCGUUCGAAUAGGAAAUGUAAAGUAUGUACCCGGUGAUUUGUAUAGUUUCACAUUAGAAGGAAAGUUAAGGUUGAAGGGUGAGUUGGAGGGAAGAAGGACCGACUUCCGAGAUGAGAGUGGUAGAACCUUCCACAGAAAGAACUACGUCAAAGCUAUUCUAGACCAAGCCCAGAUUGUUCUUACGACAUGUGCUGGUGCAGGUGAUAGUGUUCUUUCAGGAAGGAAUUUUAAAUUCGUUCUAGUAGACGAAGCAACGCAAACAAAGGAAGGCACCGUCCUUUGUGGUCUUUUUAGAGGAGCGGAGCAAUUGGUGAUGAUAGGUGAUCCUAAUCAACUAGGACCGUUGGUCAAAAUAGAAAAAGAUUGGGGUUGGUUGUCAACUGAAGAGCAGCAGAAAAUAUCCAAUGACUUAGAAGAAACUCUGUUCCACAGGCUUCAUAACAACAAGAUAGUUAGCACAUAUUUCUUGGAUACCCAGUAUCGUAUGCAUCCCUCGAUCGCAGAUUUCCCUUCUAAACACUUUUACAACGGCGAAUUGAAGUCUGGAACAACGGAGAAUGAUCGAAAACCGAUCUGGCAGCUAACUCCAGCUGCGGUUGCUUUUCUUCACGUGGCAGGGAAUGAGAAGAGGGUUCGAACUUCUUACGAAAACACAGAAGAAGCGCGCAAAAUCAAAGAACUAAUUGACAUAUUGCUAUACAGUUCAGAUACCAAGCUGGCUAAAAAGGAUAUUGCUGUUUUGGCUCUUUAUAAUGGACAAGUUAGAAGCUUAAGGGAAAGCAUGCCAGGCAUUGAAAUAAGCAGCAUUGAUGGAUUCCAAGGAAGAGAAGCAGAAAUAAUUUUGGUUUCAACUGUGAGAUCAGGAGGCAAUUUAGGCUACUCUGAUGACCGAAGACGCUUGAAUGUGUUGUUAACAAGAGCAAAAAGAGGCCUUCUGGUGGUAGGGCAUCGCCAAACUUUGAUGACGUCAACCAUUUGGAAACAAUGGAUGGAAACGGUGCAGCAGUUAGAUGAAAGAGACAUAUUUUCGAAACGAAGAUCAGUGUCUGCUAAAAGAUGAAAGCUCUUCUAUUAAGGACCUAAUUCAUUAACUUUGUAAAUGUUUUAAAUCCUCAAAUAGGCUUAAAAGUUUCUUUAUCGUAAGAUUUUAUUCAAAUUUGAUAAGGAUUUCAUUCCAGAUAGAGCGACUGAUCAAUGCUACAAGCUAAAAUUAUUUCUAGACAAAAUUGGCAAUAGCAACUACGGACGCAAGUCCGAACAUUAUUAACUAUACCCCGUCUUAUGAAAAAGAAAACUUAACUUUAUGUAUGAAAAGGCUAUGUAUUAAUAUAAAACUGCAUUUAGUGGAGAAUGAUGUAUAAGAGAAUGCCCACCUGAAAGGAGUUAAAUAGUUGUUAAGAUAUGAAUUCCCGUUGUUUGCUUAUCCACAUCGUCCUACACUUAGCUUACUACACUUGCUAAAUGUAAAUUAAAGUUCCGAAUUAUAUUUGUGAAGCCAUUUUUGGAAUAUGAUCUAUAAAGAAGUAUAAACACUGAUAAAUGCUGAUUUUCAGAUUGAUUUUGGCUGGAUAAAGAUAUUGAGACAUUUGAUUGUUUGCCAAUUUAAAUGUAAUCAUAAUCUGAUUAUGUGAUAUGUCGAUAUUGAUCAAGUUCGGAUCAUUUAAACACUGAAUUUUUCAAGUUCACGUGAUUGCAAAAAUGCUGACCCCAUCAAACACUUUAUAUGUUUAUGUUAUUCAGAAAUGCUUUUAAGACAUUGCACUCUUUGUAGACAUUGCACUUUUAUCGACAUAAUUCACCCCCAUUUUACAUGGUCUUUAACUAAAUUCUAAUGACAUUAUGUUAUUCUACGGCAUUUAAAUCAGAUCGUGUGGCUUUUCAAAUUCUCUAUAACAUAUCAUAUUCCCACUGCUUAUUCAUUCUGCGUGACAUUGUUAUAAGACUUUAUAUUCCGAGUGAUGUUUCAUUUGUAUGGUGUUUAAGAUUUCAUAUGGCGUUUCAAAUUUCA
This is a messenger RNA of Rhopilema esculentum, 6770 nucleotides long. RefSeq lists its product as uncharacterized. The record is from RefSeq and is a predicted model, not a curated record. Gene Ontology annotation, cellular component: nuclear RNA-directed RNA polymerase complex. Gene Ontology annotation, biological process: siRNA processing. Gene Ontology annotation, molecular function: helicase activity; RNA-directed RNA polymerase activity. NCBI's taxonomy places the organism in Eukaryota, Metazoa, Cnidaria, Scyphozoa, Rhizostomeae, Rhizostomatidae.